Molecule: messenger RNA, 1518 nt
Organism: Clarias gariepinus (North African catfish)
Lineage: Eukaryota; Metazoa; Chordata; Actinopteri; Siluriformes; Clariidae
Product: glycolipid transfer protein-like
Exons: 5
Coding region: 112-741 (209 amino acids)
Biological process (GO): intermembrane lipid transfer; ceramide transport
Cellular component (GO): cytoplasm; cytosol; membrane
Molecular function (GO): ceramide 1-phosphate transfer activity; ceramide 1-phosphate binding
Source: RefSeq, a predicted model, not a curated record
GUCACUUCGGCUUGUUCCGGGUUAAUUCUGCCCUCUCUCUCCUGGCUUGCUACCUUUACCACCUCCUAAUCAAAAUUAUAUAUAUUUUUAAAAUCUUUUUCGUUUUUCGGCAUGUCUCUGUUAUUAGAUAAACAGUUCCCAGAGUUGCCUAAUACCAAAGAAAUCGCUACAAAGUCGUUUUUGGACUCGGUGUCUCAUCUUCCGUCUUUCUUCGACUGUCUCGGUUCCAGAGUUUUUGCGCCCAUCAAAGCCGACAUAAACGGAAACAUCACGAAAAUCCGAGCUGUACAUGACUCCGAUCCGGCGAAGUACGAGACGCUUCAGAUGAUCCUGGAAGCUGAGAAGGUCAUGUACGGGUCCGAGUGGCCGAAAGCGGGAGCCACGUUAGCGCUCAUGUGGUUAAAAAGAGGCCUGCGCUUCAUUCAGAUCAUGCUGCAGAGUUUGGCAGACGGCGAGCGGGACGAGAACAAUCCAAACCACAUCCGUGUCAAUAUCACUAAAGCCUACGAUGGGGCGCUAAAGAGGUACCACGGCUGGGUAGUGCAGAAGGUCUUUAAGGCUGCACUUCUGGCUGCGCCGUACAGGUCGGAUUUCCUGAAGUCUCUUUCGAAAGGUCAGGUGGUGAAGGAGGAAGACUGCCUGGCGAACAUUCAGCAGUUCUUGGUGAACUAUACCGUCACCGUGGACGCCAUUUACGAGAUGUACACGGUGAUGAACGCUGAGCUGGACUACACGGUGUGACCGGUUGUGGCGCCGAUGCCUUUCUCAGGUCAGACAGCAUUCCGCUGGAAAUCAUCAGUCCUCGAAACCAAUGCAACUCUAACUCUAACUGUUAUUAUCCGUAUGUUUUGUUGUUUUGUUUCUGAAAGAAUUUUUUUUUGUCUUGACGUGAACCUAAAGUGCAUUUACAUCGUGUCUGGCGUGUCUGAGCGGAGAGAUGCUGAACUACCUGUGAUGAACCACUAGAUCACACAAGGUGUUAUAGUUGUGAGAAGAAGUUCUCACUGGUUUGAGGGAAACUUGUACAGUUUUUUUUUUUUUUUUUGUUUUGUUUUUUUAAAUGAAAGCUUGCUUCUGGAAAUCUUGAAAAAAUCCCAAACGCUGGAGUCUGGUAGAAGGUCUAGGUAGCCACAGAACUCGGAAGAAGCCGAUAGAGAAAUACGUAGUUUUAACAUUUGUUUCAUGGCUGAUACGAGAUUCACAAUGCAAGACAAAUAGCAAGAAUACCUGAUACGUCUUUAUGAUAAGUUUUCUCAAUAAUAAUUGCUUACAAUUGAAAAAAAAACAACUUUUAAAUCAUAGUGUUUGGGACAGACUGGAGAUCCAGAUUUACUGAAGCAUUAGAAUAAUUAGGGCCAGUGAUGAUGAUGAUAACGAAGAACCAUUUACAUAGCACAUUUCUUACAAAGAAAAUAAGCUGAGACAAACAGAAGACGACUGAACCGGAUAAAUUAUAACAAGAAGGUGUACUUUCAGGUGCUAUAUAUAUAUAUAUAUAUAUAUAUAUAUAUAUAUAUA